GUCAAAUACGUCAAAAAAAUAACGGCUCGCUCGGUAAAAAUGCCUGCCCCACACUUCAAAGGUUCGGUACAUUGGUACAUUGAUACUUGUUUGAGCCUCCUGACCGCCGCUUUAACCAUCACAAGAUACUCGGCUAAGCUCCACCACGAUUCAACGCCGCAGAGCAACAGCUGCAAGCUCAAGCUUUUAGAUUCCUUCAGCAAUUCUGUGCGAAGUCGCACCUCUGCAAACCCGCCCUCGAUCGCGUUACCCGCUCCCACUGAGUAGGGAUUUGAAUCCUGUCGGGGUACCUUCGCAGCGCACUACUGUACGGUCAGUCCCGGCCGACACUGGUGAU
Messenger RNA from Mollisia scopiformis, 337 nucleotides. RefSeq lists its product as uncharacterized. The record is from RefSeq and is a predicted model, not a curated record. The annotation marks the transcript as partial. Lineage: Eukaryota; Fungi; Ascomycota; Leotiomycetes; Helotiales; Mollisiaceae. The transcript has a single exon.